CUGAUAUUCAUUUCCACGUUCUGGGAAAAUGUUUUUCUAUAUUUUAUAACGACCAAUCAAUCAGACGAACAAAUAUAAAUUGUUCGCCGGCUGAAAACACUUCAAUAUUUUUAGCUCUGGCUUUAGAUUUAUUCGUAACAUGCCCGGUGGCGACCCUCCCAAGCCCCCUCCAUCCUCCUUGUCCACCCACACCCACCACCGGAACUCCGGCUGGGGCCCCUCCUCCGCCUCCGCAGCCGCCCAUAUACCCUCCGCCACUUCCAAACCUUCCCCUAGCUUCGCCGACGCGACUGCCCCGAGCAACAAAGAUCCCAACGAUAAACCCCCACCCGCGAAGCCCAGGCCUCGGCCGGAGGACCCAUCCCCGAGGCCUGAAAACCUGAACGCUAUACCCGGGCCGAGGCCCGUUUUCCCGAUAAACGAUCCGCUCCCGCCCCCAUCCUACGGGUUCCACAUGCUCGACCGCCGGAGCAUAGUCCUAGCAGAUGGAUCCGUGCGAUCUUACAUCGCUUUGCCUCCGGAUUAUGAGAACCUUGCAUUACCACAUCGGCCCGGUUUACGGCCCGAAUUAAUGGGCCGUCGUGAAUUCGGGCUGGAACGGCCCCCUUUACCGAUGAGCUCAGGGUUUCCCGGUCCAGAUGCAAUGUCCCGGAAUCUGGAGUAUUGGAAUUCGGGCCUCGAGAAUCCAUUAAAGCGGAAGUUUGGGGAGAGUGAGAGGGAAGGGAGGGAUGAUGGGUAUGAGAGGCAGAGGCAACAGCUGUUGCAGUAUGGAAUUGCAAACGGGCCGGGCCUUAGUGCUGGGUAUAAUUUAGGGAGAGGCGAGGAAAUUAGGGCCUCUAAGAACAUGCGGGUUCUUGAAGGAAGUUCGAGUAAGAUUAAGCAUGGUGAGGUGGAUCAGAAUUUGUUAAAGAAGGCUUUUCUGCAUUUUGUGAAGUUGGUGUUUGAGACUGGGAAUCAGAGAAAGAAUUAUUUGGCAGAUGGGAAACAAGGACCUGUGCCAUGUUUAGUUUGUGGAAGAAAGAAAAAAGAGGAUAGGAAAAAUGUAGUCAUUAAAAGGGGACAAAUCUUAGCAGAUGGAGCUGCUACGGUCUGUGGUGAACUUGCGUUGGGGAAAAACAUAUUAGUAGCUUAUAUGCCGUGGGAAGGUUACAAUUCUGAAUGUGGUAUUAAAAGUAUGCAAUUUAUAGUGAUACUGGAGAUCCUGAAACCGAUAAUGAGGCAUCAACAAAAUGCUGAUCCCAUCAAUUCUCUUAAAAGUAUAGUUGAAUAUGCUCCUAUUACAUUCCUAAGUUGCGUGUGGGACAUUCAGCUCUUUGGAUCUCGUGCACUCAUACCAUCUGCUAUCAAGUCUUCAAGGGACUUUGCAGACACACACAGUCUUGUCAUGCAUGCAUACAGCUCAGAAAAUUCGGACAUGCUCGUGGAUCACUUGGCCUUUCACAAGGCCUUAUGCAUUCUGAUGGGCUGGAAUUAUACAAUGCCUCCAGAUAAUUCGAGAGCCUAUCAGAACCUUUCUCCCGAACGAGCACAAGUUAACCAGGAUGACCUUAUUAUGUGGCCUCCAUCUGUUUUGAUUCACAAUACUAUAUGGGGAAAAGGUAGAGAUGGCCGUAUGGAAGGUAUAGGGAACAAGGGAAUGGAUAGUUUUCUUAGAGAGCUUGGAUUCACUAGUGGCAAGUCAAUCUCCUUGUACUCGAAAGAAGGCCAUAUGGGCAUGCACAUCGUGAAGUUCUCGUCAGAUGAGUCGGGCCUGAAGGAAGCCCAAAAGCUGUCUGAUUAUUUUGAGAGGGAAAAGCGCGGGCGAAAGGGGUGGGCCCGCGUGCAGCCCUCUGGACUCGGAAAUGCUAAGGGCGAUGAGAACAAUCCGAACCUCAUGAAAAUGGACCCAAAGACGGGUGAGAGAAAGAGGGUAUAUUAUGGUCAUUUGGCGACUGUGGCUGAUCUGGACAAGGUUACGUACGAUAUCAAGAAGAAGGCUUCCAUCAUCAGCGUUAGCGAAUUCAAAAAAUCUAAAUGAACCAUUUUUUUAUUUAUUUUUUCCUUUUUUGAUACAUUAUGAUGCAUUUUAACUUGGAAGCAUGAUUGGGGGGAAGUUAACAGGAAACAAUUAUUUGCUUUUGUAAUCAUAGAUUAAACACAAAGCGUCCGGAGUCGAAUCUUUGUGUGUUCUGUUGUAUUUUUUAUCUUUUCUCUGAGCCAGUAAUUUGUGGGAUGAAUAGUUUCAUCUUUUGAAAGUAUCCACUUAAUUUGUUGUAAGUUUCUCCUUCCAGGUCCCUACAUAUUUUUUAACAACUCCUUAUUGAUUCUUUUAAGUGCAAUCUGUAAAUGAG
Striga asiatica is the source of this 2330-nucleotide messenger RNA. The record is from the annotation of a GenBank genome assembly. NCBI's taxonomy places the organism in Eukaryota, Viridiplantae, Streptophyta, Magnoliopsida, Lamiales, Orobanchaceae.